Megalobrama amblycephala (Wuchang bream) is the source of this 1974-nucleotide messenger RNA. It is a transcript of the gene med22, whose product is annotated as mediator complex subunit 22. Gene Ontology annotation, biological process: regulation of transcription by RNA polymerase II. NCBI's taxonomy places the organism in Eukaryota, Metazoa, Chordata, Actinopteri, Cypriniformes, Xenocyprididae. Gene Ontology annotation, cellular component: mediator complex. Gene Ontology annotation, molecular function: transcription coregulator activity. The transcript is spliced from 4 exons. Bases 178 to 600 code for a protein of 140 amino acids. The record is from RefSeq and is a predicted model, not a curated record.
GACGGAAAGGAGGAAGAAGGGGAUUGUGGGAAAUUUAACUACCGCGACAUUUGGUAAUGACAUCAUCUGUACGCGACAGAACAAAAGCGGGAGGCUCAUUUAUAUUUGAAGAGAUAUUAGAAGAAUGCUUGCAGUUAUCCUUUAGCACAAAGUAGAGUGUGACUGAAGAGCGCUGAGAUGACCACACAGAGAGUCCUCCCGCAAAGCAAAGAGACUCUACUGCAGAACUACAACAAGAGACUUAAAGAUGACAUCAGGUCAAUUCUAGACAAUUUUACGGAAAUAAUCAAAACUGCCAAGGUGGAAGAUGAGACUCAGGUUUCCAGGGCGACUCAAGCUGAGCAGGACCACUAUGAGAUGCAUGUGCGAGCCGCCAACAUUGUCCGUGCAGGAGAGUCUCUCAUGAAGCUCGUCUCAGACCUGAAGCAGUUCCUCAUCCUGAAUGACUUCCCCUCUGUCAAUGAGGCCAUCAGUCUCCGCAACCAGCAGCUGCGCACGCUGCAGGAAGAGUGCGACAAGAAGCUCAUCUCCCUGCGUGAUGAGAUUGCCAUCGACCUGUAUGAGCUCGAGGAAGAGUAUUACUCCUCCAGGUACAAAUAGACCAGUGAUCCCAAACGUGUGCAGUCACCUCUGCCUUCCCUUGCUUACCAACGCCAUAAACGUGAUGCAUAUAUACAUCGUUAGAAUAUAAUACAUGGUGAUUUAUGGAGCCGUUGCUAUGUCUAUAAAGAUAUUUUUAACUUGCACAACCAAUUAUUGGCUCCAACCGUUGAUCAUUUUACUAAAUGCGCUAACCUUGUUGGUUUGCCCCAUUUGUUUUAUUACACCUUGCUAGUUUGGUCCUCCGUAAACAUACACACAUUCAUAUACCAUUGUGCCUUAAUGAGAGUGUUUAUUCUUGCAAGUAAGCCUAUAGCUUAUGAAAGUGUGCAUUUUUCCUCUCAAACAGCUGUCAUGUAGUAAGACUCGCUUACAAUUUAGAUGCUGUAGACCCUUGGGUUUUAUUCUACUUGUCAUGUUUAUAACAAGCCGGACAUCAUCAUAUCUGUUUCUGCUAUAGCAAAAUCCAUAUAUCCAUAUUGUCAUAUCCAUCCAUAUUGCAGUCACACCAAAGACAUUAUAAAGCACUUUCCAUAUAAAAAGUUUUGUAUAAGAAAACUUCUGUUAUACAUAUAUAAGUGCAUGUAAAUAUUUCCUCUCCAGGUGCCUUAAUCGAUUGUGUUUGAGAACAUUUUAUUUUAUUUUGCAAUCAGGAAUCAGGAUGUGUAUUUACUUUUAUUAGUGGUGCUGGUCAGAUCAUUUAUUUUAUUAGAGAUUAGUAUAUGAUAAAUCUGGACCUUUAUUGUUAUUUAAUGAUUUUAGAUAAAUUUAAGCUGCCUUUGAAGCACACCAUUGUAACCAGUAAUAGUUAUAUGUGAAGAGAAAUUUUCAUUGGGUUUUUAUGGAAAAAAUUUCAUAAUUUUUUUUUUUUUUUUAGUCAUUUGAUAUUGGAUUGGACACAAUGUUGGAUGAGCUGCAAAAUUAAAAGCACUUCAGAAUUUUUAAAACAAAUAUAUGGUGCUGUAAGUAGUGUAUAGAUUACUUUUAAGAAUCAAAUUAAUUUGCUUGCUCGAAGAAAGUUGUUAAGAUCAAGAAGCAGAAUUUUUUUUUUUGAGAAUUCAUAAACGGCAUGAUUUUUUUUUUCUUUCUCUGUUAAGCUAAGUGAAGAUUGUGUAUCUGGCAAAAUAUUUUAGCUUUCAGUUGGCAUAUGUGUAAAGUUAAAAAUGUAAAAUUUAUCAUUUAUAAGGCAUUUGUUGUCCUCAGUGGUUUAAAAUUGCACUACACUAUGUUUCUUUGUGGUGCCGUAUUUAAUAGAAACAGCGUGGGUCACAUUAGUACCUGUUUAAAAUGUAUCAGAUUAUUUGUCAGGUUUUCCACAAACCAACUGGUCAUUUCAAAUUUCAUAAAUAAAUAAACCAGAUAGAAACGAGUGCA